Messenger RNA from Strongyloides ratti, 1455 nucleotides. RefSeq lists its product as hypothetical. The transcript has a single exon. Lineage: Eukaryota; Metazoa; Nematoda; Chromadorea; Rhabditida; Strongyloididae. The coding region runs from base 1 to 1455 and encodes 484 amino acids. The record is from RefSeq and is a predicted model, not a curated record.
AUGUUUUUCCAUUUUUUUUCAUCAGUUAUUAUUCUAAUUUUGUUACAAUAUCUGAAUUACAGUGAAUCUACUAUCUCUAAAGAUCGAUUUCCUUCAGUUCCUGGUGUAAUAACAAAAACAAGCUUUCCAAUUAAUUUGACAGUUAACUUCAAAUCAGAUGUCAUUAUUGUAAAGUGUCCUACUAAUAAAUACAAGCAUAGUCAUGAUUCAGAUGUAUUUAAUUUAGAUAGACAAUUAAGUUCUUCAGAAAUUGGUGUUAAUACAACAGAAGCCAAUUUUUUUUGGGUUGGAGUAGCAUAUAAUUAUUUAGAACCAAAACAACAUUCUGUAAAUAAUUUUCUUGAAUGUGGAAAUAUAACUACAAAAAAUGAAAAAUCAAUUUAUUGGCAAUAUAAUUUUAAAUGGGAAAACAAACCAAAUAUAUUACAAAAUUUAAAAUUGGAAAAAAUUCCAGAAAAACUUAGUAAUAGAGAAGGUUGUGACACUGAUCCAAAAAAAAUAAUAGUUUAUUCAAAGUGUAAACAGGGUAUGUUAGGUAAGCAUUUUAUAAAUGAUUAUACUUAUCCUGCGGUGGGAACAACUUAUUACUAUUUUGUUAUACCUGAUGAAACUGAUAAAAUAGAAAUGAAAGAACCAUGUUCAAUUGUCAAAGCCGUAUUUGACGUACCAGAAUUAGCACUUAGUGGAUAUAAUCUUACUGAAAGAUCAUACGCUGGUAAAAAAAUUUACUUCAUUCAAAAAAAAUUAACUCCAGAAAUCUAUUCAAUAGAUUUUUAUGCACCACAAUCACAUACCUUUAAUUUUGAAAAAGUAAACGCGACAAAAAUGAAGUAUCAUAACAAUGAUAUUAUUGAAGUUCCAAAUACCACUGAAGAAAUGACACAUUCAAUAACAGUUGAAGGAUACCAAAUAAUAAAAUUGUCCUACGAUUGUUUAACACUAGAGGGUAUAAAAACUUCUACAAGAAUUUUUUACUUUGGACCAGAUUAUAAAAACUAUGAAUUUCCAAAUGAAGAUAUUUUGUAUGUUGUAGGUGACUCUAUCAAUCAACCAAACUGUACUAUUGAUCGUUUUACUUUUGGAAUUCUUGAAUCAGUAUCUUAUAAUAAUGAAAAAGUUAAUCUAAAAGAUUUGCAAGGUAGUGGUACAAAAAAAGGCAAUUUUAAGCGUUCUGAAAAUUAUGUUUUUUUUACAAAUACAAAAAAAGCUUUAAUAAAAUUAAAAUGUAUUUACAUCAACCCAAAUGGAAAAAUGAUCACAUCUUUAACAUUUAUAAGAGGUAAAAAAAGAAAAUUAGGAAAGGAUAAAAACGGAAAGGAUUCUUAUGUAAUAAAUAGGGAUGACUCUAUAACUGAAGACUCAUCUGAUAAACCUAUUGAUAAUGCUGCAAUUAGUUUUUCCAAGUCUAUAAUUAUCAAAGCUAUGUUAAUUAUUAUUGCUUUUGUUUUGUAUUAA